UGGGGCAUGGCGGGGACCGUUCUCCAUCCUGCAGAUGGCUGGUGGGAUCUUCUCGCCGCUGGGGAGCUGCUCGGAGCUGGAGAAAGCCAACUGCCACCCGCUGGUCUGCCUGCUGUGCCACGAGCCCUACCAGCACCCCUGCCUGCUCGACUGCUACCACAACUUCUGCGCCAGCUGCCUGCGGGGCCGCGCCAGUGACAGCCGCCUGCACUGCCCGCUCUGUGGUCACCCCUCGGUGGUGAGGGGGGGCACGGGGCUGCCCCCCGUGGAUCGGCUCCUGCAGUUCCUGGUGGACAGCUCGGCCGACAGCGAGGAGGACGUUCAAUGCGCCAACUGCGACCGGCACGGCACCAAGGCGGUGAGGGCAGCGGGGCGGCCAGGGCUGGUAGGGGACCCUCACCGGGACCGCGCCGGCUACCAGCUGUCCCCUGUGCCCACGCAGGAACUGGACACCAUGUACUUCUGCAACACCUGCGGGCAGCCUCUCUGCGCCCCGUGCCGCGAGGAGACCCACCGCGCCAAGAUGUUCGCCCGCCAUGAGAUCGUCUCCCUCUCCAAGCGCACCAAGGACAUCCACAAGAAGUGCCCGCUGCACGAGGAGCCCUACAUCAUGUUCUCCACCGAGAAGAAGUCCAUGCUCUGCAUCAACUGCUUCAGGGACAUGCAGGGGGAGAGCCGGGCGCACUGCAUCGACAUCGAGACGGCGUACAUGCAGGGCUGCCAGCGGCUGGACCAGGCGGUGAUGGCUGUGAAGGAGCUGCAGACGUCCACGCGUGAGGCCAUCGUCCUCCUCAAGGCCAUGAUCGAGGAGGUGCACAACAGUGCCAGCGAGGAAGAGGCGGCCAUCAACUCCCUCUUCAGCCGCAUGCAGGAGCAACUCUCUGAGAGGAAGAAGACGCUCCUGAAAGCCGUGCAGAGCCAGCACGAGGAGAAGGAGAAGGCGUUCAAGGAGCAACUCGCCCACCUCGCCUCCCUGCUGCCCACCCUGCAGAUCCACCUGGUGACCUGUUCGGCUUUCCUGAGCUCCGCCAACAAAGCUGAGUUCCUGGACCUGGGCUACCAACUGAUGGAGAGGCUGCAGAGGAUUGUGAAGCUGCCGCAUCGCCUGCGGCCGGCGCAGACCAGCAAGAUCAACAGCGAGUACCGGGCAGAAUUCGCCCGCUGCCUGGAGCCCCUGCUGAUGCUCAGCCCUCGCCGCUCCAUGGUGGGCAGCGCCAGCGGCAUCGGCCCUGGCAUCACCGGCGCCAACAUGCUCCCCAGCGGCCAAUGCUCCAAGACCCUGAUGGUGCCCAGCUGCCCUCCUGCCAGCAAUAAAAUGUCCACCAGCCCCAUAGUGCGGAAGCCGACGAUGCACCGGUACAUCAGCACCAAGGUCCUGCUGGCCGAGGGGCGCGAGACGCCCUUUGCUGAGCAUUGCCGCAACUACGAGAACACCUACCGGAUGCUGCAGACGGAGAUCCAGGGCCUGAAGGACCAAGUGCAGGAGCUGCACCGUGACCUCACCAAGCACCACUCACUCAUCAAGACGGAAAUCAUGAGUGAGAUCCUGCAGAAGUCUCUGCAGAUGGACGUGCAGAUCGCAGCUCACUACUCUGCUGUGGAGAUGAUGCGCAGUGUCUUCGAGGAGGUCUGGGAGGAGACGUACCAGCGGGUGGCAAAUGAGCAGGAGAUCUAUGAAGCCCAGCUCCACGACCUGCUGCAGCUGAGGCAGGAGAACAGCUGCCUCACCACCAUCACCAAGCAGAUCGCGCCCUACGUCCGCUCCAUCGCCAAGGUGAAGGAGCGACUGGAGCCUAGGCUGCAGGAGCCCCGAGAGCCCAAGGAGGAGAAGGCACAGAUGCUGCUCAAGAUCUGUGAUGACAGUGAAGUGGCACCAAGGGUCACCUCACCCAGUGGCACGGAAGGGGCUCCAGGCAGCCCUGGGGACGGCUGCGUGCCUGGUGGCACCCCUGGAGACCCCUCCCCGAAAAGCAAAGACUGCUGCAGGGGCCACCAGAAAAGCGAGGCCGAAGGCACUGCCCGGAAAAAACUUGCACCAUAGAGCCCGACACUGAGCAAGAGCAAAGAGCUGUGCAAGAGCUGUGCCCUGGUUGUUGAUGGCUCCUCUUGCCUUGUACCAUGAGCGAAAGCAAGGAAACACAGCUCGGGCCCCCAGUGUCUGCAGCGUCUCAAGAGCUGAGCUGAGGGCAGUUCUGUUCGUCUGCAAAAAUUGUCUUUCCACUCUGCCUCUUGUGUGUUAGAAGUGAAAUAAACGGGCGCAAGCGUACAUGUCCACUUGGUUC
This is a messenger RNA of Cuculus canorus (common cuckoo), 2282 nucleotides long. RefSeq names its product ring finger protein 207 (gene RNF207). NCBI's taxonomy places the organism in Eukaryota, Metazoa, Chordata, Aves, Cuculiformes, Cuculidae. Gene Ontology annotation, biological process: regulation of cardiac muscle contraction; regulation of heart looping. Gene Ontology annotation, molecular function: Hsp70 protein binding; transmembrane transporter binding; zinc ion binding. The coding region runs from base 35 to 2041 and encodes 668 amino acids. The record is from RefSeq and is a predicted model, not a curated record. The transcript has 16 exons. Gene Ontology annotation, cellular component: perinuclear region of cytoplasm.